Molecule: messenger RNA, 3080 nt
Organism: Triplophysa dalaica
Lineage: Eukaryota; Metazoa; Chordata; Actinopteri; Cypriniformes; Nemacheilidae
Gene: mcm3
Product: minichromosome maintenance complex component 3
Exons: 17
Coding region: 79-2517 (812 amino acids)
Biological process (GO): DNA strand elongation involved in DNA replication; mitotic DNA replication initiation; DNA replication
Cellular component (GO): nucleus; MCM complex
Molecular function (GO): ATP hydrolysis activity; single-stranded DNA binding; single-stranded DNA helicase activity
Source: RefSeq, a predicted model, not a curated record
GACACAACAGUGCGGCGGUCUGCACGAGGAGUUCUGCUUGUGGCACAUUCUUUACGUUUUUAAAACAAUAAUAGAAAAAUGGCAGCUGAAGUUGUAGACGAUCAUGAAAUGAGGGAGGCUCAGCGGGAUUAUUUGGAUUUUCUUGACGAUGAUCAAGAUCAGGGUAUUUACCAGAGUAAAGUACGAGAUAUGAUCGGGGAGAACAGAUCCAGACUCAUUGUGAACAUCAACGACUUGCGCCGCCGCAACGACAAGCGAGCAGCUAAGCUUCUAAGCAAUGCAUUUGAGGAGCUUCUGGCAUUCCAGCGUGCCCUGAAAGAUCUGGUGGCUUCAAUAGAUGCCACAUACGCCAAACAGCACGAGGAGUUUUUCAUCGGCCUGGAGGGAAGCUUCGGCAGUAAGCACGUCUCCCCUCGUACCCUGACCUCUCGCCUGCUGGGUAGCAUGGUGUGUUUGGAGGGCAUUGUCACCAAAUGUUCUUUGGUGCGUCCUAAGGUAGUCCGCAGUGUGCACUACUGCCCAGCUACUAAGAAGACUUUGGAACGCAAGUACACAGAUUUGACUUCUCUGGAUGCUUUUCCUUCAAGUGCCAUCUAUCCCACCAAGGAUGAAGAGAAUAAUCCACUGGAGACCGAAUUUGGUCUGUCCGUUUAUAAGGAUCACCAGACCAUCACAGUGCAGGAGAUGCCUGAAAAAGCCCCUGCGGGUCAACUGCCUCGCUCCGUGGACAUCAUUCUGGACAACGACCUGGUGGAUUCUAUUAAACCAGGGGACCGUGUCCAGUUGAUCGGCACCUACCGUUGCCUGCCUGGCAAAAAGGGCGGGUUCACAUCAGGCACAUUCAGGACAAUUAUGAUCGCCUGUAAUGUGAAACAGAUGAGCAAAGAAAUCACACCCUACUUCUCUGCCAGUGAUGUGGCCAAGAUUAAGAAUUUCUGCAGAACUCGUUCAAAGAAUUUGUUUGACCAGCUGGCUCGUUCCUUGGCACCUAGUAUUCAUGGUCACGAGUACAUAAAGAAGGCAAUUCUGUGCAUGCUUCUAGGAGGGGUGGAGAAGGUUUUGGAGAAUGGCUCACGCAUCAGAGGAGAUAUCAACGUGCUUCUUAUAGGUGACCCCUCGGUGGCCAAAUCUCAACUGCUUCGAUAUGUCCUGCAGACUGCUCCUCGUGCCAUUACCACCACAGGCCGAGGCUCAUCAGGUGUAGGUUUAACCGCGGCUGUAACCACAGACCAAGAGACAGGUGAGCGGCGUCUAGAGGCCGGUGCCAUGGUGCUGGGAGACAGAGGGGUGGUGUGCAUCGAUGAGUUUGAUAAAAUGUCAGAUAUGGAUCGCACAGCUAUUCAUGAGGUCAUGGAACAGGGUCGCGUCACCAUCGCCAAGGCUGGCAUUCAUGCCCGGCUUAAUGCCCGCUGUAGCGUCCUGGCAGCUGCCAAUCCUGUGUAUGGCCGGUAUGAUCAGUACAAGACCCCAAUGGAGAACAUAGGUCUGCAGGACUCCCUGCUGUCUCGUUUCGAUCUGCUGUUCAUCGUCUUAGAUCAGAUGGACCCAGAACAGGACCGCGAGAUCUCGGACCACGUGCUGCGCAUGCACCGCUAUAGAGAUCCCCGUGAGCAGGAUGGAACUGCUUUAGCUCUUGGUGGUGCAGUGGAUGCAUUGGCCACUGAAGACCCUGAUGCUACUCAGGAGGAAGAGGAGCUACAGGUGUACGAGAAACACAAUCUACUCCUUCAUGGAAGCAAGAAAGCAAAGGACCGGGUGGUGAGUAAAGAGUUCAUGAGGAAGUACAUCCACGUUGCCAAGGCGAUUUCUCCUGUGCUAACCCAAGAGGCAGCCAAUCACAUCGCAGAGGAGUACUCAAGACUGCGCAACCAGGACCAGAUCGGCUCUGACAUUGCACGGACGUCACCUGUCACCGCUAGGUCCCUGGAGACUUUGAUCCGUCUGUCUACAGCUCAUGCCAAAGCUCGCAUGAGCAAAGCUGUGGAGCUGCUGGACGCAGAAGUUGCUGUUGAGCUUGUGCAGUUUGCUUAUUUCAAGAAGGUUCUAGAGAAGGAACGCAAGCGCUCUAGGAAUGCAGAGCAGGAUGUGGCUUCAGAGGAUGAAGAGGAGGAUGAAGCACCAGAGACUCCCAGACAGCAAAAUAAAAGGAGGCGACAUACUCCGAGCAGAUCAUCACAGGGCAGUGAAACAUAUGAUCCCUAUGACUUUAAUACAGCGACUGAUAUACCAGAAAUUCAAUCCCCGGCUCCUGCAACAGAGAGUGAGGAGCCAGUAGAAACAGCUGAUCAGAAUGGACACACGGCGUUAUCUGCUGACAGGCUGAAGGUAUUCAAAACCACAUUGUCAGAUGUGUUCCACACUGCUCAUGCCCAGUCUAUGGGCAUGAUCGGUCUGAUGGAAGGCAUCAACAAGAGCUGCCCAUCACCGUUCAGUGAAGCGGAGGUUCGUGCUGCCCUUAACACCAUGCAGGAUAACAACCAGGUUAUGGUGGCUGAUGACAUCAUCUUCCUUAUAUAAAUUAUUAUAAGGAUUUUUUUGAAUAACAAAAGACUUGAAAUUGAAGAUUCGAGUGAGGAUCUAUUUUGGAAGAUUUGCAACAUACAUGCAAUGUUGAUUUUCUUUUUAUACAGAUCUGUACAUGCAUUCAAAUGCAUGUUUUUCCAAAAACAAAAUGUCGCUGCACAUCAAAUUUUUACAGUAAUCUGUAUUUGUUUUUAUAAACUUAGAGCUAAAUGGAUGUGCAUUGUUUUGGUUUCAACAUAACAUUGUGUUCUCGAUUAUUUUACUUUUGUGCAUAAAUCUUUGUUUAUUUUAAAAAGAGGUUAGAGCAGUGUCUUUUUUACGAUUUAACAUGUAAAUAUUGCUUUAUUUUUCAAGCAAAGACUUAAUUGAAAGACCUGGAAAAGUAUGUUAUCAAAAUAAUCUUUAUCAGUGUAGGUUAAAAUGGAGUUGCCCUGUUUAGUGGUGCACAGGUUUGAGACCUCAUGACUGUGUUUGUUUAUUGGCAUGAUAAUGUUUAUCAAAACAUUUCACAUUAUGAUUUGUAUAAAAAUGUCUGUCAAUAAAAAUCUACAAUUUUG